AUGCGUGCUUCUCUUCGCUCGGGUGUUCGGUUAACGACGAGUGGCUCGAGCCGACCCGCAGCGACGGUUCGUCCACGGGCGGCGCAUUAAAGACAGCGGCGGCCACCAUCAGCGCUGCUGGAGUCGGACACUGAGCGGUCAGGGUCCAGGUCCAGGUCCAGGUCCGGUGCAGCUCGCUGAUGUCAUGGACGCCUGUGCUCGAAUCAGAGGAGUCCCCAUCAGGACCAGGGCCUCGGUGCGGAAAGAGACUGUGCGUGACAGUGGGACACAGAGUCUGAAGAACCUCUUCAGGAAUAAGAAGGAGCUGUGCAGCAUCAGCCUGGAGCUGCCGAGCAGAGACGCCACAAGACUGACAGAGAUUCAUUUUGUGUGUCUGCCUGGUCAGUGUGAAGGAGAAGACGUCACCCAGCAGGCUCUGACGUCACUGCCAGGAAGUCUGUGUGAUCUCCUCAGGUCGCUCCACGUCCACGGCCUCAAGAAUGACGAGGUUCUUCUGCUCAAAGACUCUCGCCGGCUGGUGGAGCACAAAGACUCUGGGCCUCAGGUACACAAGUGCUGGCUGAAGGCCGUGUGUGUGCUGAGACAUAAUCCCGGCUCCGGCCUCCACCCUCAGGCCAGCGUGGCGUCGCUGCUCGGCCUCCUCGGCUGCUACGUGGCGGGCGUCCGCUACGCCGGCGAGCUCCAGGCCCUGCAGAGGGGCUCGGCCGAGGCCAGUCAGCCGGAGGAGGACGACACCAACCAGUCGGUGUCGUCCAUCGAAGACGACUUUGUCACGGCCCUGGAGCACCUGGAGGAGGACGACGCGGGAGACGCAGGUCCCUCUGCAGCCUCCUAUCAUCAGUAUAAGCGGCGCGACGUGGCCUCACAGACAGUCCCCGCCCACAAGAGGAAAAAAGAAUUAUCGGGCGACCGUGUUAUCAUAGGCUCCUCCUCCAAGAAGUAUUCGUCCAAACAUCAUCCGGCUCCAGAGGUGUCCGUCACAGUGCAGAGGUCGUCGGGUGUGGAGUCCCAGUGGACGUACUGCAGUCCCGGAGCUCGUCUGCCUUCUCCUCAGAUUCACGUCAGCGAGUCAGAAGACUCGGACUGCUCCAGCCCCAGUCCGAUCAUCUUCCUGGACGAGGUGGGCUACCAGAAGAGCCUGCUGGCCAAGCUGGACAUCCCCCAGGUGCCCGGUGGACCCAGGGAGCGAGUUGAAGACUCGGACUCUGAAGUCAGCGAGUUCUUUGACAGUUUUGACCAGUUUGACGACCUGGACGAGCUGAGCUCUGAGAGCUGCACUCUGGCUCUGCCUCUGGACUCCACCAGUUCCCCAAGCAGUCAGAAGAAGUUUGCAGAGUCCAGCACCAGCAUCUCGACAUCCAAGUAUGUUUCCAGGGGCUGCUCCACCAAGGGUAUGAACCCUCACCGCUUUGACCAGCGCACACUCCCAGCCAAUGUGAAAAAACCCACUCCACUGAAACCCGGCUCGCCUUACUCACUCCACUCCGAGAUGCCCGACUCCCCAAGACUGGUGCAGACUCCGGGUGAGGAAAACGGUGGCCCACUCUUCAGUCCCGUCAGCUCCUCUGCCUUCAGCCCCCUGGUGGACUCUAACGGACCUCUGGAAUACUUUUGGAAGACGGACGAGGACGGACAGGACGACUCCGAGCUCAGGAAACCCCAGGAUCUAUGCUCGCUCUAUAAGACCUACUCGGACUUCGCCAGCAAUCUUUCCAGAGAAAUCCUGGGAUCUGUGUGCGGCUACCAGUCUGCGGUCGACAUCACCGACAACAAGAACCUCAGCUGCGUCUGCCACAAAGAAUUCCAGAACCCUUCCGGCUACCUGAUGAAGCUCUCGGAAAUACAGGAGACUGUGACGGUGGACAAGCUGCAGAAGAAGUCCCAGUCUCUGAAGGAUGGCAUUCAGAGGUUUGCCACUGACCUGGUGGAGAUGAGUCUGGGCAGUGCUUUGCGAGACCUUCAGAAGGGCGUCUCGUCCUGCACCACCACCUUGUGUCACUUGGCCGCAAGGCUCACCUCGUCCGUGUUCCAAAUGGCCUUCCAUGAGAUCGGCAUGCGCCGGGCUUAUGUGCUGAAGGAGCGAGCCAUCAGUGGAUUGGCGGGGUUCCUGGUCGGAGAGGCCGUGUCCGGGGCCCUGAAAGACUUCCUGACGGUGAAAAAGCAAAUUUUCCACAGCACAGUCUCGCAGUUUGCUGCUGACCUGGCUGAAGAGCUUGUGUUUGAAGGCAUCAUGGAGGUGUGUCAGUUUUCCCACCCUUCAACCCCUCUUACCCCGAGUGACUGGUCCUUCGGUCACGGGCAGGAAGAGGAGGAAGAGGAGGAGGAGGAAGUGGUUUCUUCGUAUGCUUCAGAUUUAUCGGAGUCAGUCAUCCAGGAAGCCUUCAUAGAACUCUCUCAGGCUGAUGUUGCCUUCACUAGCCAAGCAGCUAUCAGCGUGUCUUUGGACAACAUCUGUUACGUCAGUGCCGAGAACUCCAGCACUCACACCUGCAGUACCUUUACCAACCAGCAGGUUUUGAGUUGCACCUCUGCUGGAGGAGUUCCCGGGCCCUCGGGAGAAGAUCCUACCUGCACAGUGAAGAAAGCCCUCUUCACUGUCUCAGGUAUGGCCAGCUGUAUUCCUGUACCCCAGGCUGGCCACGCCCUCUCCCACCUCCCAGAUUCUGAGGAAACCUGUCAGCAAACAACCACUUCAUGCAAUACUCCACACGCUAGCCCCAGAAGAAUAACCGUGUCUUCCUCUGACACCGCGACCUCGACACAAACUCACCUUUACAGUCAUGGAACUCAGACCCCAGGAGCCGGAUUAGGCCCUUCUCACAGGAAGUCUGCGUUCCAGAACUUCUCUGGAAACAUGGUGGAUUUGAUCGUAACCGAGGCUUGUGAGCUCAUAACCACGUCUAAGAUGAAGAAGAGUUUCGAGGACUGCACUGACUUCUUCACUAAGGCAGUCGGAACCAGGAGUGGCUCUUCAUGCAAACAGGACUUACCAAGUAUUGACACUCCAGAUUCCCCUUUGAGGCACGGAGAUCUUCGCUAUGUUACGGGGAGAGUCAUGGCUCAUCCUUUGACCAUGCACACUCUACAUGUGCCGGACAGCGGGAUUUCCGCUCCCGUGGAUGAUUCGAGUCCAAGUCCCGGUCAGAAGUCUGGUGGCACUCCUGGAACUCCUCCGUCCACCCCACAGCAGCCCAGUGAGAUUUCCAAGGAGAAACAGAUCAAACAGUUCUCCAAGAAGCUGAAGAGCAAACUGGCCAAGGAGUUCUCCCCUGCUACUCCACCUUCCACCCCUCACUACCAGCCAGAGCCCGGUCCAGGACCCAAAGACAUCACCCCUGAAGAGGACAAGGACGAGUUCAUGCUCAAACUCAUGAGGUCUCUCUCCGAGGAGGCCGAUGGCAACGAGGAGGAGGAGGAGGAGGAGGAGGAGCCGGCAGAAGAGGAGCGUGUCACCAACAGAUCUUCAGAGACCAGGAGCGGCCGGCACGAACCCAACCUUAUAUCCCGUCACAGAAUGUCCAACAAGGAAGCUCUCCACUAUGCCGAGCGCCUGGCUUGCCACAUUGUCUCCAUGGCAACAGAGAUGGACACCCUGGGAGUGGCAGAGGAGGAGGGAGAGGCGAGCGGUGGCAGCGGCGUGCGGAGGAGGGACAGCGUGGCUCAGUUCUCGGAGCAGACCCUGAACACUCUGUGGGUGUAUGCCGGCGAGGUGGCGGGGGAAGUCAUCAACGACGUGAAGAGGAUGGUGAGCUCAGGCCAGCAGUGUCCUUACCACAGAGUUCACCGUAGAAGGAGCUUGGACAGAUACAGCUCUGAAUGUUUGCACCACCACCAGAACAGGGACUGGAGAGUGGGCAGGCUGGCCGAGCAGUGGUCCAGUGACAUCAUAGCCUCCAUGUUCCGUCCUCCUCCGGCCUCCGCACCCAGUGCUUUCACCAGCUCCAGCUCUGGCAUGUCCUCAGAGUAUCCCAGUUGUGAGAGCGUGACAGACGAAUAUGCUGGCUACCUCAUCAGAGUCCUGAAGAAGGAAGGAGGAAGUAGGGAGCUGGUCCUGGACCAGUACGCGAGCCGCUUGGCCUACCGCUCCAUAAAACUAGGUUUGGCUCAUGCUAGUCGCAAGAUCAGGCAGAGAUCCUCGAGCAACCGCUUUCACUCGUCCAAGUCGCUGCCAGAUGAAUGGAAAGCUUCAGGUAGUGAGGUCUCGUCCCCCCGGGACAGAGCAGAGACAGUGGUCUGUCCCUCAGGUGAGGACACUCGGUGCUGCUGCAGUGACUCUGAGGAGCAGAGUCAGAGGGACUACACAGAUCUGGUCAACUUUGCCGAAUCGUUGGCGUACAACAUCACCUGCGAUGUCACGCGCAAGCUCCACCUCCCCACCGCGCGCCUGCCCAAGUCCCUCACCGACUCCUGCCUCUAUAAGAAAUCCAAACUUGAAGACAUGACGGAGAACCUCAUCAGGAACUCCUUCUCCUGCCCCCUGUUGUCCAAGGACGGUAAGAGCAGGCGUUACCACAGCACAGGGAACCUGUACGACGGAGGCCGCAGCAGCAGAGCGAUGCAGGUUGUCGAGCACUACGCCAGGAAAAUAGUGGACGACACUUUGAAGAUGAGCCUGGCGUCAGUCAGUCGUCCGUCGCGGGAGCAUCACAGGAUGCAAGGUCAUGACAGACACUCCCACACGCAGAGGCUGACAGAGGCCCCACCCACCGGUCAGGCUGCGGGCGAGAGGACCUGCUGUUACUGUCUGGCUCAGGAGUGUCUGUACUGCAGCAAACACGGCCGGCACCAUCCGCCCACAACACACUGGAGGAGACGAGGGUCGGACUGUAAGACGAGCCGGAGCCACAGGAUUCCCAGCCUGGACAUUCCCAAGAUCCACAUCGACCUGGACCACAGGGUGGCGUUCGCCGAGGACAUGGUCUCCACGGCGAUGGAGACGGCAAAGCGUGAGCUGAGCAACACCAGUCUCAACGCCGACAGCGGCAUCGGCCACGACGGGACCAGCUACGCCGAGAGCCUGACUGCUGAGAUCAUGACGUCGGCCAUGUCCAACGUCUGUCAGAGCGCCAUCAUCAGUUGUUCAGGGAGAGAAGUCACUGAGUCGACGGUGUCUCAGCAGCUCAGUGUAGGAGACGACAGUCUGGGCAGCUGGUCCAACCUGAGCUUUGAGGACGACAACAGCAGCUUCCUCCACCUCAGUGACAGCAGCAAUGGGAACAGCAGUAGCUGGAGCAGUCUGGGCCUGGAGGGGGAGGCGGGUGAGGAGCACAUGUCCUUCUCCCCCUCUGACAGUGACAACACAGACGACAAGGAGACGGAGGUCAAAGAGGAGUCCAGUGGGACUCUGUGUGUGGACCGGACUCAGGUGCUCGCCGCUCCCCGCGCCGCCGCCCCCGCCGCACUGCUCGUCGCCAACUCGGACGCCAGGCCCGUGACCUUUGACCCUCAGCUCAGGAGCAUGCUGCAGUGGCUGGCGGCGUCCAUGGCCGACGUCACACACGUGCAGCUGAGUCCUGACAGAGAGCUGCAGCAGCUUCCUGUCGUCAUCCAGAGGCUUCAGGAGAAGAGGUGGAGGGUCGGGGAGCUGCUGCACAUGCUGCUGCGCUACUGCGAGGAGAGCCACGCACACGGCCAAUCACAGGCCAGAGACGAGGCGCUGCCGCCGCCGCCAUCGUUAGCGCCGCCGCCGCCGCUCUUCCAGUGGCUCCUGGAUCACGCCUAGCUUUCCUCCUCUGUUCUUCACAGGGCUUUUACAGAAACCUCCACGUCCUGUAGAGGGCAGCACCGUACGAGUCGGCGAUAAGCAUCGCACUCUCAUGAAUGUGUGUGUGUGUGUGUGUUUUCCUCUGCAUGCUGUGACUAAUCAGGAGGAUUCUCUUCCCACCUCUGCGGUCGUGUUAUUUAUCAGUCUCCUGCCUCACAGUGAACGAGCUGUCUCCUCACGCCCACUCCAUGGCUUUUGAUUUCAAGGCCUCACACCUCGCUGCCGUCACACACUCGACCCGCAGAGAGAGAGAAGAGAGGGGGAGAGAGGGGGAGAGAGAGAGAGAGAGAGAGACCCAGCCCAUGUGUUCCAGACAGACAGAGAGAGAGAGAGAGAGAAUGUGUUUUCUGUUAGGGAAUCCCCGACGAUGCUGCUGCUGCUGCUGCUGCUGCUGCUGCUGCUGCUGUGAUGAUGUCACCACACCCACGACUCACCUCUGCGAUGGUGUUUCCACACACACACACACACACACACACACACACACACACACACACACCACACCCGCUUAUUAUCAGAAGAGAAUCCAAAAUACAGUCACACAGUGUUUUCAUCAGUUAUUGUAUUAAUGCACUCGCACUGCGGGGUCAGAGGAGACGGAGCUGGACCAGGUCCAGGUCCAGGUCCAGCUCAGGCCGGGCGUGGUUUUGUUUUACUGACACAGGGUCUCAGGUUUCUGAGCAGAGGCUCCAGAGGAGGUUUGAGGUUUCACGUGUGUUUGACGAGAGAAAGACAAAGAGAUUAUUUCUUUAAAGACGGGAUCAUGACAGAAAAGUGAGUUUAAUGUGAACUCCCGCUUUCCCCUCGGAUAAUAAAGAUAAAACAAACUACAAACCCGAGCUUAUGAAAAACCUUCUCUCACAGAUUUUCAAAACGCUAAAUGAGUUUGUUUUUAAAUCUCCUUUGGUUUGGAUUUUUUUCUGUUACAUUUGGAUUGAAAAAAAAGGCCUUUGCACAUCGAAUGCGAUUUCUUCUCUUCACAUGAGUCCGUAAAGUAGUAUUACUUUACUUUUAUUUUUUUAAAAUUGCUUGCCAAACUCGCAUAUCUGACCAUUCUGAACGUGUUUUAUCAUAUAUAUAAAAAAAAGCUCUGUUUCCUCCUUCCUUGAAGGUAGAGAAUUUAAUCAAAUAUGAAAUGAAAAGCUGCUGAAAGCCGUGACGAAGGCUUCGUGUUGCCAAACUUCCUCCUGCUCCUCUUCUUCCUCCUUGUGUGUGUGUUUUCGUGGUCCAGAUUCACAUCAGUGGGAAGAUCCAGUGACGCAGAUCACGGAUCUUUAAGUAAUUAAAGACACCUCGUCUCAGUCUGCACCUACACACACACGCACACACACUCACACACACACACGCCCUGGUUACUCACCAGAACCCGCGUACACACACACACACACACACACACACUAGCAGAAACUUGCUGAGCUGCACUUUUUUCCCCUCACGAUAACAUUUUUUCAGCCCUGACCGUAUGCUCCACAGGCUCCGCCCCCUCCUUUGAGAAAAAUGACUGGGACACAUUUAUCUGUAUUUAAAUUGAGUUUUUCCUUUAAAUAAUUGACCUGAAUUUUUUUCUCCAUAUUUACGUGUAAAACACUGUAAAAUAACAACUUGUAAUACUUAAAGUAUCAAAGAUCUGCGACGCUGCCAAAUCUUCAUGUAAUCUGAAAUAUCAUUUUCAGCCUUAUUUAAAGAAAAAUCAGUGGGACACAUGAGUUGUAUUUCUUGUUUUUUUUUUCCUUUUAAAUAAGGGACCUGAAAAUGACGUAAUGCUCCUUUUUUCCCCGGUAUUUUAGUGUAAAACUGUAAAAUAUCAACGUAAAGUAUCAGCCUGUGAUUCUCCACAAACAUCUGCUAAUCUUAAUCUGCUCUACAGACUCCGCCCCCUCCUUAAAGAAAAUUGCCUGGGCACAUUUUUGAUUUUUUUGUAUUUAUUGUUUUAUAUUGUUUAUUUUAAAUAAGGGACCUGAAAAUGAAGUUUUUCUUUCCGUAUUUUAGUGAAACUGUAAAAUAACUUCUUCUUCUACUGAACUCCAUGUCGUUGCUAAUGUUCACCUGCUAAACUGCGACGUUGCCAAAUCUUUCAUUUAAUCCUAAAGUGUUUGAUUUGUUUACACAAAAAAUUAAUGAAUUCAUCAUAAAAUCUGUUAUUUAAAGUAAAAACGCUGCCGUCAGUGAUGUCGUAUUUUUUGCAAACUUCCUGUUUGUUGCUGCCGUUAGCGUUCUACAUCGCCUCAGGUUUAAUGAGGGGGCGGAGCAUUCAUUUACCAGCUCCUGAUUGGAUAAAGAGUUGUGGGAGAUUCUGAUUUAAGCUCAAUGUAAAAGUGUUAUAUUUUUUAUACACUGCAAAAAAGAGAAUUGUUGGACAAACUCAAAAAAAUUACACAAGUUAAUUAAGUUUGAACUCCAUUUCUUUUUGGAUGUUUCUUUCAAUAUCUCCAAAUAUUUUCCAAAAUAUCAAAUUUUUGGGAAAUUUUCAAAGAUUACAUUUUCCUUAAUUUUUUGAAAUUUUUUCAGAAAUUAAUUUUUUGGAAGAUUUUUGACAAUUCAUUUUUUUGGAAAAUUUGGAUUUUUUUUUAUUUUUCCUAAAGUUUUGAGAAAUCUAAAACAAUUUAAACCAUUUAAAUAAAUAUCGAAGACUUUCUCAGUUGGCUUUGCGUUUUCACAAAAAAAGAUGAAAAUUGCUGGAUUAACAUAUAGUAUUAGUUUAACAAAAAUUAUUUCAGUCCAAUCAGAGAUUUUUUGACAAUUUCACAGAAUUUAUAAAUUAAGUUUGAAAUAAUUAGCAGCUGCAACAGACGUCCAGAAAAAUGUCCACAGCCACUUUUGCGAUCUCUUACAUAAAGGUUUUAUUAAAAAAAAUUCAACAAUAACCAAUAAUUUUAGGUCAAUCACUCGAAUUUUACCAAUUACACGUAACUUUUUAAAUUUAAUUUGAAUUUAUUUAAAUUAAAAUGUUUGUUACAGCGUGAGUUUAUUUUAAAGUUUGUUCAACCAUUUUCAGGAAAAGUUGAAAAUGUCUGUUGCGUCACCACGUGCGCCCCCUGCUGUCAAAUUAAAGCAGUUUCUGUGAAGUAUUUUUGUUUUACAUUAAAGGAAUGUAUUAAAACAGAGAGGGAGAGAGAGAGAGAGCAUCACAGUGUAUUACUCGCUCUCUCUCAGGAGUUUCCCAGGUUUUCUUGUUUUUUCUGGACAUUCCUCUGUUUCCCACAGUUACUGCAGUAAAGCGAUAUUUUGUGCUUCGUGAAAACGCUGAAUGUUUGGAGUCGACUGGUUUGUAAAUGUGUUUUUGCUGCUGUUGCUUUUUGUUCCCAGUGUUACUUUCUCUGACCAUGCGCUCAAAAACUUAAGAUUUAAAAAAAAAAGAAAGAAAACUAAACGGAGAUGAACUUCAGCUCCAGUCACGUCUGUAUUUUUCCCGCUUCGUUGUAAAAUCCUGCCAAAUAUGAAGAUAAUUAAUAAUAAAUUACGUAAGUUAUAUAAAGAGUGGCUUGUUGUCGUCGUCGUGGCGUCGUCGCUGAAUCGUUUACACAUUCACAGCUUUGAAACUCUGGAUUUGUUCCUGUUGAAGCUCGAUGUGACAAUAAAGCUUUUUCAUGUGCUCUUAA
Molecule: messenger RNA, 9360 nt
Organism: Solea solea (common sole)
Lineage: Eukaryota; Metazoa; Chordata; Actinopteri; Pleuronectiformes; Soleidae
Gene: akap11
Product: A kinase (PRKA) anchor protein 11
Exons: 12
Coding region: 185-5722 (1845 amino acids)
Biological process (GO): intracellular protein localization
Cellular component (GO): cytoplasm
Molecular function (GO): protein kinase A binding
Source: RefSeq, a predicted model, not a curated record